Messenger RNA from Tupaia belangeri chinensis (Chinese tree shrew), 1848 nucleotides. RefSeq names its product DnaJ heat shock protein family (Hsp40) member A1 (gene DNAJA1). The transcript has 8 exons. Lineage: Eukaryota; Metazoa; Chordata; Mammalia; Scandentia; Tupaiidae. Gene Ontology annotation, molecular function: Hsp70 protein binding. The record is from RefSeq and is a predicted model, not a curated record. Gene Ontology annotation, biological process: protein folding. Bases 1 to 1422 code for a protein of 473 amino acids.
AUGUCCGCUCCAGCUGGAGACUUCCGCACUCUCUGGCUCGCCGGGUGGAAGAAAGGGCUCCAGAAGAUUCUACGACUGUCGGGAGCUGCGGCUUGCGCCCACCCCCACAAGGCCCUUCGGCACAGCCCCUCCCAGCCCGAGCGCCCCCGCGCCGUUGCCCAGGAAACCGCGGGGCGGUGGCAGCAGUCGAGAGGGGCGGGACUUCCGGCGGGUGACGCGCCUAGGCUCCGCUACAAAAGACGGCCUGAGCUGCGCACAGCUACGCGCACCUUCCCGCUCCCCCACGCCGGCCUCAGCCCGCUCACCGGAAAGAAUAUUUGUUUCGGAAAAUAUGAAAUUUACUCCUGUUUUUUCAAACAGUUUAAACAGAUUUCUCAAGCUUAUGAAGUUCUCUCUGAUGCGAAGAAAAGGGAAUUAUAUGACAAAGGAGGAGAGCAGGCAAUUAAAGAGGGUGGAGCAGGUGGUGGUUUUGGCUCCCCAAUGGACAUCUUUGAUAUGUUUUUUGGAGGAGGAGGAAGGAUGCAGAGAGAAAGAAGAGGUAAAAAUGUUGUACAUCAGCUGUCAGUAACCUUAGAAGAUUUAUAUAAUGGUGCAACAAGAAAACUGGCCCUGCAAAAGAAUGUGAUUUGUGACAAAUGUGAAGGCCGAGGUGGUAAGAAAGGAGCAGUAGAGUGCUGUCCCAAUUGCCGAGGUACUGGAAUGCAAAUAAGAAUUCAUCAGAUAGGACCUGGAAUGGUUCAGCAAAUACAGUCUGUAUGCAUGGAGUGCCAAGGCCAUGGAGAGCGGAUCAGUCCUAAAGAUAGAUGUAAAAGUUGCAAUGGAAGGAAGAUAGUUCGAGAGAAGAAGAUUCUAGAAGUUCAUAUUGACAAAGGCAUGAAAGAUGGCCAGAAGAUAACAUUCCAUGGUGAAGGAGACCAAGAACCAGGACUGGAGCCAGGAGAUAUUAUCAUUGUACUAGAUCAGAAAGAUCAUGCUGUUUUUACUCGGCGAGGAGAAGACCUUUUCAUGUGUAUGGACAUACAGCUGGUUGAAGCAUUGUGUGGCUUCCAGAAGCCAAUUUCCACACUGGACAACCGAACCAUAGUCAUCACCUCUCACCCGGGUCAGAUUGUCAAGCAUGGAGAUAUCAAGUGUGUGUUAAAUGAAGGCAUGCCAAUUUAUCGUAGACCAUAUGAAAAGGGUCGCCUAAUCAUUGAAUUUAAGGUGAACUUCCCUGAGAAUGGCUUUCUGUCUCCUGAUAAACUCUCUUUGCUGGAAAAACUCCUACCUGAAAGAAAGGAAGUAGAAGAGACCGAUGAAAUGGACCAGGUAGAACUGGUGGACUUUGAUCCAAAUCAGGAAAGACGGCGCCAUUACAAUGGAGAAGCAUAUGAGGAUGAUGAACAUCAUCCCCGAGGUGGUGUUCAGUGUCAGACCUCUUAAUGGGGCCAGUGAAUAACACUGCUAGCAUUUUAUAUGCAGUAGUGAAUGAGUGAAGGACUGUAAUCAUAAUAUGCUCACUACUUGCUAUUGUUUUUGUUUUAAUAUUCAUCUAUAGUAGUGUUUUAAAAAGUUAAAUGAAGAAUAAAUGCAAAUAUAAAAGCUGACUUUGCCCUGUAUGUAUGAUGACUUCAGUGUGCAAGAUACAGUUUUAAUAGCUGUAAAAACUACAAAGUUCCCCUAGCAUUUGUUAGGCCAUUCCUUGUAAUUGAUUUCAGCUAUGUACAUGGAUGAGCUUAGACUGAAAUGCUAGAUAUAUGUAUUGACUUCAGUGUAUGAUCCCUCAUUGUCAAGCUAUGAAAUUAAAAUCCUGUAUAUAACUGGUAAUCAGAAGGAGAAAAAAAUUUGUAGGAAAGUGUGUGAUGGUCU